GACAAAGAAAUGCUGAUGAAAGCAAUUGCUCAGAACAUCUUGUUUGGAGAGCUCGAUCUCAAGUACCAAGAGCUCGUUGCCGAGGCCUUUGCUCUGGGGAGAUACAGCAAGGGGGAGGUAGUGAUCCAGCAGGGGGAUGAAGGCAACAUCUUCUACGUGGUCCAAAGCGGCAAGCUGAGCAUCCUCAAGCGAGAGGGUGGAGGAGACGUUCCGCUGUUCAAAGGAACUUAUGGCCCCGGCGAUUCGUUCGGGGAGCUUGCGCUGAUGCACAAUCAGCCUCGUGCUGCGAGCAUCUUAGUGGAGUCCGAGACCUGUUGGUUGUGGCAGGUGCACAGACGAAGCAUCCAGACCUUCAUCAAAUCGAUCGCCAAGUACGAGAAAUCUAUCACAGAGCAGCUGCUGUCUCAAGUCCCUGCCAUGUCUGGCCUCCCUCCGGACGUCAUGACCAACAUCCUUGACUCUGUGCAGCUCACGCGCUUCAGGGACGGGGAUGUCAUCGUCGGCAAAGGACAAGCGGCGGACAAGCUCUACGUUCUCAUCGAAGGAGAA
This is a messenger RNA of Guillardia theta CCMP2712, 549 nucleotides long. RefSeq lists its product as hypothetical. The transcript has 2 exons. NCBI's taxonomy places the organism in Eukaryota, Cryptophyceae, Pyrenomonadales, Geminigeraceae. The annotation marks the transcript as partial. The record is from RefSeq and is a predicted model, not a curated record.